AUGAAUGAUAUCUUGAAGUUAGGAGGGUUCAAUCUGGACGAGUUGGAUGUUCUUGUUGAGGAGGAGAUAAUUGAUGAUGUGCUUGGUAUCAUAUCCCAGCAAGCAUUGUUAGACGUAAGAAUUGGAAGACUUGAGGUUGUUGCUGAUCGCAUUGAAAAAAAGUUUGAUACUUUUGCAUCACAAUGCACAACUUCAUUUUCUGUGAUGGAGAAACGACUGGGAGAGAUUGGACAUAUUCUAUCCCAAUUUGUUAAUAAAUCGACGACUACGAAGGAUGUCCCGCAUGACACGGGGGGAAACAACGGAGAUGAUGAAAUUGAUCUGACGAAGGCUGACUUAGAUGAUCCACAAGCUGCAAAGGGACACCAAGCAGAGGAAAUGGCAGGUGUGGUGUUCCCCCGAAUAACCCAUAUCAAUGAUAAUGUGGAGCCCGCAAUCUACAUUUACAUAUUUGACAAAAACUUGCCAUCUGAUGAGAUUCUGGUAUCAAUUGGUGACCAUGAUCGAGGCACGAGGGGAAUGUUACAGACCCUUUCCCCACACCAAUGGCUUAGUGGAAUUGAUAAGAGUGAAGAAACUCGAAGAGAGGUGGCUAUUAACUUGGUCACCGCUGAGGAAAACAAUUUGAGAGGCAGAAUCAUACAUAUGGCACUACACACACCUUGA
Messenger RNA from Ilex paraguariensis (yerba mate), 666 nucleotides. NCBI's taxonomy places the organism in Eukaryota, Viridiplantae, Streptophyta, Magnoliopsida, Aquifoliales, Aquifoliaceae. The record is from the annotation of a GenBank genome assembly.